CAUUAUCGCUAUGUUGACCGAACAAAUCAGAAAGCACUUGAUCCGAUUUUCACUUGACAGCGAUUUUCUGUUUGCAGAGUUCGGGAACCUGACUGGGCCGUCUUCACUAAAGGAAACCGGGACUCAAGUCAUCCAUUCGAGAGCGAUGGCGAUCAAGCAGCAGCAACAACAACAGCAACAGCUAGAUCAGAAUGCGGUAUCUCGCGUCGUUGCCAUCGACGAAGAAGAUUCGUGACGAAUCGAUGAUAUCGAACCGGUGAUAACAUCGUCCUCGAGAACUCGUUACCGUCAUCGAUACGGUCGUCGUCGGCUCGUAAGGAACCGUAAAAGGGAGACACACGCGCGCACCGGAGACUUAGUACGCUUGUGACGAGCAAGCCAAGUGCAAGCCUGGCCGGCUUGGUUUCAUUAGCACGAAGGUGAGACAGCGACAAUGUCAAAGACUACCACGUGUUUCUAACGAAGGGAUUAUGAUCACUUGACGUGCUCGAUCGUCCCCGCGGGAUCGCUCGCACAAUCAGGAUCGCUCAUCGCCACCAGACUCAACUAUAAUUAUUCGACUCCACUGUCGCAUCGCAGUCUUCUGACGGCCGAGAAUGUCCAAGAAGCAAUGGCUAGUCCUGCUGAUGCUGUUCCUCACUUACCUGCUGCUGGGCGCGUUCAUCUUCUACCAUAUCGAGGGUCACCACGAGAUCGAACAGAAUGCCCAGGCCAAGCUGGAACGUAUUGAGAUCAAUGCACUGCUGCACCAACACUAUAUGCCCGGUUAUAUUCACGAUCAACAUGAGAUCUUGCAGAAGCUCACCGUGUACUGCGGCAAGUCAGUGUACAAUUACACCGAAGGCGAAGUAGACCGUCAGCGAUGGGACUUUUACAACAGCUUCUACUUCGCUUACACGGUCGUCAGUACUAUCGGGUACGGCAAUCUGGCGCCCACGAACACGCUCAGUCGUAUUCUGAUGAUCUUCUACGGCCUGGUGGGCAUCCCCAUGAACGGAAUCCUGCUGACGCAGCUGGGCCAGGACAACACGAAAGGCAGCGGUCCAUUAUUCAUCAUGUACAAAACAUUUCUAAUCUGCUGGAUCUCCUUUGGACUGGGUUACAUCGUUAUGAUAAUGACGUUCAUCGCUCGUGGAAUGCGCAGCAAAAAGAUUACGAGGCUCGAACACAAACUGGCGAUGAAUCUCAAGCACACGCAGAGCAAGAUUUGGAACGAGUUUAACAAAGAAGUCAACUAUCUGCGCCGCGUUUUCAAUGAGUUACAGCUUUCUAAGGUCAAGAGAGUGUAUGUAGACGAGUACGAGUACGAUACACCUCUGGCGAAACUUGCGCGUAGCAACAGCUUCCCGGAUCUUCGUAAUUUAACGAUAGGCGGAUGCAUGGAGAAUUAUACACCACCCCAUCCUCGACGACGAGCCAACAGCGAAGUAGUACCGACGGAUGAGCUUACGCGCGUGGUGUCCGAGACAGAUCUGCAAAGGAUAGACAAAACCGCAACUUUCGCCGCGCACGCUAUGGUGCAACCAGCAGAGCUCUUGGCACGCUUGGUGAACAUCCUCGGUUACAUACCGCCACCGAUGUCAUCGGACGACAUGAACGAUUGGGACCAAGAUGAGGAUCAGUCAACUCAAGUUGAUCCGCAAAACGAUCAGUGCAAAACGGUAGACUCGUCCACUUCUACGAAGCAAGGCUUGCCGAAAAUCUCCCAAUGGAGGAUCGGCGGCGAGAGGUUUCCGUUUACGAAGCCCCGAUCAAGAGCGACUAGCGAAGUGCGUCUCCAUGUCACGAAGAACGAUUUUAAUGUCCCUCAGGAAAGCAGCGAGUGGACUUGGUCCGGUCCAGCGGCAACGAAGAAGUUGCAAGAGCUGAUGAAGGAACGCAACACGACUCCUCUGCCCGCGUCGAAGGACAGCAAUGGCAAAUCUUACAGAUUCCCGUCGUUUGCGUUACCGAUCUCCGCUACAAAGAAUUUCUUCCCCCGAUGGAGAAGACAAAGUAAAAAGUCGGUCACUGGUUCCAAUAUGAAGAAUACGGACAAGAUUGUCGUAGAGGACAAUGAGAAGAACAGCCAGCAAAACUCAAUUAGUCCAUUGCAUUCGUACGUGGACGAGAGACGCGACUCAACUGCGAAAAAAUACUACACGCACACCGGCGGCAACUUGUCAAAUUACCUGGAAGGUAAUACUUUGUUGGAAGAGACAAGCUUAGCGGACUUCCUCAGAGCGUUGACCGCUCUUCAUGCGAGAGUGGGAACGGUUCCUGAUGAGUAUAUUGAGAAACCAAAGAGAAAAUUAGGAACAGCAAGUUUGACACCGCCUAAGUUGCCCAGUCUGUUUACCCUCUUCUCGUCUAAUUCGUCCGGAUCAGGGGCACAAAGUAAUCAAAAUACAGUGACGGGGCCGCAGUCUUAUCAGUCGAGCAGAAGAGUGUCCCUGAAGACGCCUGAGAGCAAUUAUUCCGGUUCUAACACACCGUUUUUCUUCAGAAAAGAAAGUGUCGCUGUGAAGCCUAGACGAUUCUCCCUCAGACCGGUAGCAACUCCAGUGAGUCCUCCCACGCCUCCUGAUUAUGGAUCAGCGCGAUUGCCGAAUCUGCAUCCCUUGACCCUGAGGAUAGACGAACGCAAUCUUCAAGAACCCUACGCCCCCACAGAAGCUUUCAUCUCGGUGUCACCGAAGGAACCGCUCGUGAACAUGGAAGGACCGCUUGGUUUUUCGUCACCAAUCAAACCGCCGUCUAAUAUACGGCGCUUUUCGAUAAGACCUACACAGCUCAGCGCUCAAACCAGCCCGACGAGCCCGACGAUGAAACCACCGCCGAAAUGGAGAGCCGGUAUACUUCAACGGCAGCUCGGACAAAUAAAUCUGCAGCGUCGCGUAAGAGCCUUCAGCCUCAGCGACGUUAACACCAGUAAACGCGAGAAGAGCCCGGCGCCUCUUAGUCCACUCGCCAUGGACAACACUAACAAAUUCGUCGAUAUCAGCAGAGUGAACCAAAAAACGGUGACUAUCAUGUCGCCCGCCAAGGAGAUAAGUAUGAAGAACGAACUUCGAAGUGCCGGGGUAUCUGCUUCCGCGGCUUCGAGAGAAGAGCAAGUAUCGUUGUGGAAUAAUCGCGAAAAUGUGACUUCCCCGAUUAAUCCCUUUGUUUUGGGGCUUUCUGAUAAAUCACUCGCGGCAUCGAACGAAACUAUGAUCUCGCGCGCUGACAGUGGAAGGCGCUGUCAAGGGAACAGAGAUCACGACAAUUCGACGUCUUCCAAUGAGAAUAUCCUUCAGCAGAGACUUGUGAAUGUUAACGAUACACUAGGUAGAACGGUUCAAACGAGAAUACAGGAAAUGAAUGUAGACGUCAAGGCAGGAGCUCCGCCUGCAACGAAGGAACAAAGCGGUGUGAGUGCAUGUAUAAUUGAUAAUUUAAAUGAGUCUCAAGACUCCUUGAACGUGACGUCUUCGACAAGCGGUUGUUCGGAAUCGAAAAGAGAAAAACCUAGCGUGUCGAUAGACUUUUACAAACCGUCGCGGCAAGUAAUAAUAGAAAGGCCGGCGGUCAAUCCUUUCGAACAGUACAGAGCUAUGACGAGGUCCGGUCAAAAGGAAGACAUGGACUUGAAAGAAAUUAAAAUUGAGAGUCCUUAUGCGAAACGCGAUAAAACAGAAAAUUAAUAAUCAAGUUAGACAGAAUAUUCAAAUACUGGAGAAGGUUUUCUUUUUUCAUUUUCAUUCGUAGAAAAAUAUUUGAUUAAAUAUUUUAUUAAUAUAAUUAAUUAGAAAUACCUUCAUUUUGACGUGAAAAACUGAUUGAAAAAUCUUCCUCCGGAUCUUACAAAGAUUAUUCGUAUCUAACUUUCUAUCUAUCUUGCCCACAAUUUUCCUACGUGUAUCGCAUAUCCCCAUGUGCGUAAGAACUGACAUUAAUUUUAACCUGUGCUGGUUUGGGAACUUUCUACUGCAGUAAUUAGCAUAUUCGUGUUUCGCCUUAAGAGGCUGCAUAAUUUAGGCAAUGCACGAGCAAGAGCCGAAAUAAAUGAUGUAAUGUUAUACGCAUUGAUCGACAUAAGAGCUGCAGAAAGAAAUAUUAUGUCUUCAAUCGAUCAACUUUGCGACAUAUUAAUUUCAUCAGUGUACAAAAGUAUUUAAUUUCCCAAACUAGUCGGAUACAUAGUACUUUUUUUCAAGUAAGUUAUUCAAUUUAUAAAUUACAAAAUAACUUAGUAAGUUAUAUAACUUAGUAAUGAUAAUUAUUAGAUGUAAUAUAAAUUAAGAAAUAUGUGAAUUAACCAUUAAGUUUUAAUUUAAAUUCAGUAGCACAUCAAAAACUCUGUGAUAUGAUAAAUACAGUACAUCCUCGAUUUAAUGGACCUAAAAGCCAAUAAUAUUAAAUGAGAUAUAACUUAGUAAAAAUAUAUAUAUCAAGUAGAUUAUUGUAGCAAAUAGCAAAUAGCGAUAUAUCGAUCAAAUUAAUGGAAAACACCGGUGAACUUCUUUAAGUCCAGAAUCUAUUAAGACAAAGUCCGUGAAUUCGAGGGUUUACCGUACAGUAUUACGUUAGAUAAUCGCUGAUAAAUAACAGAUCAAUAGUUGAUAUCGUAAUUGAAAGAUUGUCAGUUACGUGUAAUUGUGCGCGAUACUUUAUCACAAUUACUUGUAACCAUACUUCAUUUCAUCUCACUAGAUAUUGCUAUAUGGAAAAAAAUCGCUCAGGUGCCUGCACGCGCGCGACGUAAGCAAUCUAUAACAAUAUAUUUAUUCCGCCGUAUCUUAAGAUUGACAAUCUCGGACGGAUAAUAAAGGAAGUAAAGCGCUUUUUACGAAAUA
Odontomachus brunneus is the source of this 4817-nucleotide messenger RNA. RefSeq lists its product as uncharacterized. The transcript has 7 exons. The coding region runs from base 597 to 3665 and encodes 1022 amino acids. Gene Ontology annotation, cellular component: membrane. Gene Ontology annotation, molecular function: potassium ion leak channel activity. Lineage: Eukaryota; Metazoa; Arthropoda; Insecta; Hymenoptera; Formicidae. The record is from RefSeq and is a predicted model, not a curated record. Gene Ontology annotation, biological process: stabilization of membrane potential; potassium ion transmembrane transport.